Melospiza georgiana is the source of this 2124-nucleotide messenger RNA. It is a transcript of the gene SLC23A1, whose product is annotated as solute carrier family 23 member 1. Lineage: Eukaryota; Metazoa; Chordata; Aves; Passeriformes; Passerellidae. The record is from RefSeq and is a predicted model, not a curated record. Gene Ontology annotation, cellular component: membrane. Gene Ontology annotation, biological process: transmembrane transport. Gene Ontology annotation, molecular function: transmembrane transporter activity.
AUGGCUGAUCCGUGCCGGGGCUGCGCUCGCCGCUUUCACAACCCCCAGCCAAUGGCCGCCCUCCCCCCCACCGCCACCGCCCGGCCGGGGACUAAAGUCCUUCCCACGGCCAUAAAACCCCCGAGCAGCGACAGCGCCGCCGGGAAGCGUCCGAGGAUGGGGACCCGCUCGGGAGACCUGGCUCAGCCCCAGAAUGGGAACUUGGCUCUGGGCCCCGCGGGCUCCCCGCACGCCCCUGGGAAGGAGCUGCCUGUGGCGGGCAGGCAGGAGCCCGGGACGGGCACCAGGCCCCCCCGGCCGGAGGUGGACAUGCUCUACAAGAUCGAGGACGUGCCCCCCUGGUACCUCUGCAUCCUGCUCGGCUUCCAGCACUACCUGACGUGCUUCAGCGGCACCAUCGCCGUGCCCUUCCUGCUGGCCGAGAGCCUGUGCGUGGGCAAGGACCAGCUCACCGUCAGCUACCUCAUCGGCACCAUCUUCACCUGCGUGGGCAUCACCACCCUCAUCCAGACCACCGUGGGCAUCAGGCUGCCGCUCUUCCAGGCCAGCGCCCUGGCCUUCCUCGUGCCCGCCAAGUCCAUCCUGGCCCUGGACAAGUGGCGAUGCCCACCUGAAGAGGAGAUCUACGGCAACUGGUCCCUGCCGCUCAACACGUCGCACAUCUGGCAGCCCCGCAUGCGAGAGAUCCAGGGGGCCAUCAUAGUGUCCAGCCUGGUGGAAGUGCUCAUCGGGCUGCUGGGGCUCCCCGGGGCACUGCUCAGCUACAUCGGGCCGCUGACCGUCACCCCCACCGUGUCCCUCAUCGGACUCUCCGUGUUCCAGGCGGCCGGUGACCGGGCUGGCUCCCACUGGGGCAUCUCUGUGCUGACCAUCUUCCUGAUUGUCCUGUUUGCCCAGUACCUGCGGCAGGUCGCCAUCUGCCUGCCUGGCUACCGGCGGGGCCGCGGCUUUGUCCUGCUCCGCGUCCAGAUCUUCAAGACGUUCCCGAUCAUCCUGGCCAUCAUGCUGGUGUGGCUCAUCUGCUACGUGCUGACCCGCACCGGAGUGUUCCCCAGCCGGCCCGACGAGUACGGCUACAAGGCCAGGACGGACGCCCGCGGGGAGAUCCUGUCCGUGGCACCCUGGUUCCGUGUCCCCUACCCCUGCCAGUGGGGGCUGCCCACGGUGACCUCGGCAGCCGUGCUGGGCAUGUUCAGUGCCACGCUGGCGGGCAUCAUCGAGUCCAUCGGGGACUACUACUCCUGUGCCCGGCUGGCAGGAGCACCGCCGCCCCCGGUGCACGCCAUCAACAGGUACAGCCGGCUGCUCCCCCCUCCACGGCACCUCACUCGCACCGCAGCAUCUCUGGACACCGGUCAGGGAGGCUAGGACAGUGGGAUGGGCACCAGCCCCGCCGUGUUGUUCCGCAGGGGCAUUUUCACCGAGGGCAUCUCCUGCAUCAUCGCGGGGCUCUUGGGAACCGGCAAUGGCUCCACGUCCUCCAGCCCCAACAUCGGCGUCCUGGGCAUCACCAAGGUGGGGAGCAGGAGGGUGAUCCAGUACGGCGCCGGGAUCAUGCUCCUGCUGGGCACCAUCGGCAAAUUCACGGCGCUCUUCGCCUCCCUGCCCGACCCCGUGCUCGGCGGGAUGUUCUGCACCUUGUUCGGAAUGAUCACGGCCGUCGGCCUCUCCAACCUGCAGUUCGUCGACAUGAACUCCUCCCGAAACCUCUUCGUGCUGGGCUUUGCCAUGUUUUUCGGGCUGGUGCUGCCGAACUACCUGGAUUCCCACCCCGGGGCCAUUAACACAGGUGUCCCCGAGCUGGACCAGAUCCUGACGGUGCUGCUGACCACGGAGAUGUUCGUUGGGGGCACUCUUGCCUUCAUCCUGGACAACACCAUCCCGGGGACCCAGGAGGAACGAGGGCUGAUGCAGUGGAAGGCAGGAGCGCACUCGGACAGCUCGAACAGCGCCAGCCUGAGGAGCUACGACUUCCCCUUCGGCAUGGGCGCGGUGCGGAGCAGCCGCUGGCUCCGGAACGUGCCCAUCUGCCCGGUGUUCACCGGGUUCCGGGCCCGGCCGGGCGGCAGCGGCUCGGUGGCCGCAGAGGGCCCGGACGGGGGCUCGGUGUGCACCAAGGUCUGA